CUAUUGCGCCAUCCGCUCUGGCUUUCGUAACCGCACCCUGGGACAGCCGAGAGACGCUCCGGCGCGAGUUCCUCAAAUGUUUCUUUGCGUUGCCAGGACUGUCCGCUGCUCUGAGUCACGUGCAUGUGGGAAGUCGCACUGACACCGUACCCGGCCAGAGGGAACCGAGCCCAGCGCGGCGCUGAGCCCGGGGACUCGUGGUGCGUGCCGGGCGCGGGCCCCCGAGAGAUAGGGGCUGCCCUCGAGGCCUGAGCCCGCCCGUCGCCCCGCCCCGCCCCGCCCCGCCCGCCUGGUCCCGACCCGCAUGUUCGCUUCUCCCGGGGAUCAUGGAGCGUUAGCUGAGAAGGAAGCAUGCUGGCCGUCCGCUGCGCGCUGCUGAUCUCCCUGCUUGCCGCUCUGGCGGCGGCACUGGCCCCCGGAGGCUGCCCCGCGCUGGAGGUUGCAAGCGACGUGGUGACCAGCCUGCCGGGGGCCAGCGUUACCCUGAGCUGCCCCGACGGGGACCCAGGAGACAAUGCCACCGUUCACUGGAUGCUCCGGAAUGGGGGUGUGGGCUCACCCCACAGCAGAAGGGCCGGCAUGGGAGGGAGGCUGCUGCUGAGGUCGGUGCAGCUCAGCGACUCUGGAAACUAUUCCUGCUACCGGGACGGCCGCCCAGCUGGGAGUGUGAGCUUGCUGGUGGACGUCCCUCCCGAGGAGCCCCAGCUCUCCUGCUUCCGGAAGAGCCCCCUCAGCAGGGUUCACUGCGAGUGGAGUCCUUGGAGCACCCCCUCUCCGACGACCAAGGCGAUGUUACUGGUGAGGAAAUUUCACAACAGUCCAAUAGAAGACUUCCAGGAGCCAUGCCAGUAUCUUCAGGAGUCCCAGAAGUUCUCCUGCCAGUUGGCAGUUCCAGAGGGAGACAGCUAUUUCUACAUAGUGUCCCUGUGUGUCGCCAGCAGUGUCGGCAGCAAGUCCAGCAGGACCCAAACGUUUGAGAGUUAUGAAAUCUUGCAGCCCGACCCGCCCUUCAACAUCACGGUCACCCCCAUGGCGAAGAACCCCCGCUGGCUCAGGGUCGCCUGGCAAGACCCCCCCUCCUGGAACUCAUAUUUCUAUAAGCUACGGUUUGAGAUCCGAUACCGGGCCGAAAGGUCAAAGACAUUCACAACAUGGAUGGUCAAGGAGCUGCUGCACCACUGCAUCAUCCAUGACGCCUGGAGCGGCCAGAGGCAUGUGGUGCAGCUCCGGGCUCAGGAGGAGUUUGGGCAUGGCUCGUGGAGCGAGUGGAGCCAGGAGGUCCUGGGCACUCCUUGGACAGAGUCCAGGAGCCUGAGAACUGAGACGUCGGUGCCAGCCUCCACUCAGGCAUCUACUACUAAUGAAGAUGAUGAUACUAUUCUCCCUAGAGAUUCUGCAAAUGCAACGAGCCUCCCAGUGCAAGAUUCUUCUUCAGUGUCUCUGCCCACAUUCCUGGUGGCUGGAGGAAGCCUGGCCUUCGGAACGCUCCUCUGCAUCGGCAUCAUCCUGAGGUUCAAGAAGACAUGGAAGCUGCGAGCUCUGAAAGAAGGCAAGACGAGCAUGCACCCGCCGUAUUCUUUGGGUCAACUGGUCCCUGAGAGGCCCAAGCCCACCCCGAUCCUUGUUCCCCUCAUCUCACCACCUGUGUCCCCCAGCAGCCUUGGGUCUGACAACACCUCAAGCCACAGCCGACCGGAGGCCAGGGACCCGCAGGGCCUUUACGACAUCAGCAAUAGAGACUACUUCUUCCCCAGAUAGCCGGCUGGGGUGGCACCUGGCCCGUUGGGGUGUCAGAUGUGCUGAACUGUGCGGAGACAGAGCACACCCCGGCUUAGCAAAAGCUGUUUCUCGCCGCCAUUCCAGCUCAUCUCAGGUGUGUGGGGCCUUUGACUUCGCCAUUACCAAAGAGCCUCCCACCACAUUCUCCACUGGUUGAAAAUAUGCUUACUGGGCCUGCUCAGAAGGAAGAGGUGGUUGAGUUUGCAAACCAACCUUCCCUAAAUGCCCUUCUUAAAAGGGGUAGAGGGAACUCAGGGCCACUCUGGAGAGAGAGGUGUCAAAACUCUACUGGACACAGGUGGGCAGAGCCGGGCUGCUGGGGAGGCCUCGGUUUGGUGUGCAGAAGAGGCUGGCUGCCCUGCAGACCCCAACACAUCUUCACAGACUGUGUUCCUCUCUUCCCUCAGGUAGGAGGGAUGGAUAUCCGGCCCUGGUAGCCUGUAUCUUCUGGUCUACUAUACACGGUUUUCACCUUCCAGCUCAAACUCGUGAAACCUAAGUGCCUUCACUUUGCAGUUUUUCUAUGCCUGAGAUGGGCUUUUCAAUCACCAAGGCUGGGGAAAGCUCUCUGUGCUCCAGCCUUUCUUCCCCACAGCUGAGAGGGGAGAGAAUAGUCGCUCAGGGCCUGAUGGUGUUUUAAAUGCAAUGAUAAUUAGUUCCUCGUUAGCAUUUUGCUAAAUGUGAAUGAUAAUCCUAGGCACUUGCUGAAUAUAGAAGCAACUGCACUGGCUUGAUUUCCCUCUGGAUCCCAGGACUUUAAGAGGAGAGAAGCAGUGAGGAAGGAGGGGAGUGGGGGAAGGGUCUCCACACUCCCCUGAAGUGGGGAGCUGAGGGGCCUGGCAGACUCCAAAAAGCAGUGUUCUCUGUGCCCCCCACCCUCCCACGCCCCCUCCAAGGCGAGCUGACAGGAAGGAUGGCUUCUGUCAUUGAUAAGAUGAAGACUGUUUCACUCCAGCUUUGUUUAUUUUUGUUUUAAACUGAACCUGAGUAGCUAGGGAAGACUUUAGGUGAAAUAAGGAUGCGAAAAGAAACAGGAAUCUGGCAAGAAUGUAUUUUAACUUAGUUUUUUAAAAAAGAAACCUGCUAUUUUAUCUUGAGAGGGUGGAAGAUCCAGUAUUAGCUGAGUGUCAGUCAGUAUAUAAAUAACUUGGUGAAAAGCACAAUAACUUUGUUCAGUACCAAACUGAGUCAAACGAAAAAAGAGGAGGAGAAAGAAUAUUUUCCCCUAUUUGAAAAGAGAUUCUGGGUUCAUGCUAUAUUUUGUUUGUGUUUUAAAAAACGAAAGAAAAAAAAAUAGUCUGCCUCUUCUCUAAUUGUAGGGAAAAAGUGGCUUGUCACUACUUCCCCAGGAAAUGGUGACCAGCUCCCUGCAGUAAUGCUGGAAAGCAAACCUCCCACAAUUACUAAGAAGGGUCAGUAGGAAAUCCCCACUCCCUGAAAGCCACCAGCCCUCUGUUACCAAAGGUUCAUUUAAAAAAAUCCCUUACCUUGGGUUCCUUCCUUUUUUUAUAUAGUUCCUUGAAUUUGAUUCAGUUCCACUAAUAUUGAAGCACAGACUAAAUGUCUAGCUGUGACAACCACUUCAGCUCCUUUUUUUUUUUUGUCUGGGCUUUGAAAUUUCAGUGAUGUUAGUGGUUACCCCAGACAGGUACCCUCAAGUAUCGUGGGAUGUCCCAAAGUGAAGCUGUGAUGAAAAUCGGUCACGUAACCACAGGCCUCAAAUUUGCCAGAUCACAACAUUUUUCUAGGACUCUAUACCCUUUUCGGAAAAAGACUGGUGGCAAAAGGACGUUUUAUUUACUGUUUGCCAGGUUCAAAUUCUUAUAUCUUGGGUAAGUAGUGAUUUUUAUUGCUGGCCUUGUCUGUACAUUUUAGACCCUGUUGCUCCAUUAGACGGCUAAGCUUAAAUUUUACAAAAGUCAGGCAGGUGUUUAUUAUUAUUAUUUUUUAAUUAUUUCAUUUUCCUUCUAUAAAGUUUCUGGGACCUCAGAACAGCAGAAAUGCUGCUAAAGGGAAAUAUAAAAAAUGAGAAUUUGCAUGCAAAGGAGCGAUUCUCAGCCCACACCUGAUACAACCAGAGCCAGGAGGUUCAGCUGUGCCAGGCGGAGAUGUGAAAUCCAGAUAGCUGAUUACCGCCAAGAGCUAGGCAGCUUUGAUCUCUGAAUUGUUAUUGCUUUCGAUAUUAUUGUAACAGAACUGCCUUUUUUUUUUUUUUAAUAUUGUAAAGGGUUUUUUUUCCCCUUUAUUUUUUAUAAGCUAAUGUAAAUGAAGGAAAAGUGUUUGUCUUCUCAGGGUUUUAGUUCUUACUCAGUGUCUAUGGCUAUAAACCCAAGCUAUCUCUGUCCUUGAAUUUGUGGUUAAUGAGCAUGUGUUGUAAUUCACAGCCUGCCCUCCCCUGUGUUUCUACAGCCCAUGCACUGCCUCCCAUUCUUGGCGAUGAUGUUACCCAACAUCUGUAGAAUGUGCUACCCCGCGAGAUGUGAAAUGUUGGGACAGAGGUGAUUUAUAUUAAACAUGGUAACUUAUCCUACUCAGUAGAAGAAGUUGAAAAUGUGCUAGUUGAGGGCUUAAAGUGAUCAUUAAUUCUUGUAGCAUUAAUGAACUUUUCUUUUAUGUCAAGGGGGUAGCAUUGGAUGCAUCUCCCAAGUCUUUGGCGACUCUGAGCACUCUUGGCUCUGAUGGAGGCCUUGGCCUUGCAGUUCCUCUGCCAGGCUCCCGGCUCACACCGAGCCUCUGCCAUUUCCCUGCUGUCCUGUGGCAGAAGGAAGAUGUCACCAUGGCAAAGUGUAGAGUCAACAUUCUGGGUCGGGAGCCCACCUGGUGGUGAACAGAGCCCAGUCGGGCAAGCAUGGAGCAGUCUUGGUUUGUAGAUUUUCUGAACGAUGUUCAGGAAUGUCUUGCCCAGCCACUUUGGUGCGGGCCCUUAAGGCUGACCCAGUUAGGGAGAUUCUAACACCCGGCUCCAGGGUGGAGCUGACAAGAAACUGAGUUUUGUUUGGAGGAGCAGGGACAGCCUGUGAUCCUGUGGAGCCCAGGGGCCAUGCCCGGCCUUCUUUCCCAGGUAGCAGUCAGCAGUGGGGCUGUGGCUGGAAGGAGCAGGCUCAGGUUCUCUGCCAGCUGCUCCUGAGCACCCCCUAAAUGUCCUUCCCCCAUCAUGUCCUUGGGGUGGCCAGGCGCCAGCCCCAGGGAGUUUCUAUGGCAACUUUAAUUAUUAAGGAACACUGUGAGUUUUAUAAGCAUAUGCUCAAACCAAGAUCUACUUUAGAAGGGAAGGAUUGGAACAGCAUGUAGCAAGGCUGUUAAUUAAUAUACAGACCUUAUUUGGAUGGAAAUCACACAUCUGUUAGAUAGAAUACCUCAACUCUACAUUGUUUCUUUUUUUAGAGAGAAAUAAUAGUUUUAAGUUUUUGGUGUUUUUUUUUGUUAUUACCUAAUUCCUGAAAGCAAAUACCAAGGCUGAUAUCUGUAUAUGGGGCAAAGGGUCAGUGUGAUACAUUUUUCAAUGUUUUUUUUUUUUUUUUCUUUUUACCAGCUAUUUUGCAUU
This is a messenger RNA of Choloepus didactylus (southern two-toed sloth), 5323 nucleotides long. It is a transcript of the gene IL6R, whose product is annotated as interleukin 6 receptor. NCBI's taxonomy places the organism in Eukaryota, Metazoa, Chordata, Mammalia, Pilosa, Megalonychidae. Gene Ontology annotation, molecular function: cytokine receptor activity; protein binding. The transcript has 10 exons. Gene Ontology annotation, cellular component: membrane; external side of plasma membrane. The coding region runs from base 352 to 1758 and encodes 468 amino acids. Gene Ontology annotation, biological process: cytokine-mediated signaling pathway. The record is from RefSeq and is a predicted model, not a curated record.